Monascus purpureus is the source of this 6256-nucleotide messenger RNA. The record is from the annotation of a GenBank genome assembly. Lineage: Eukaryota; Fungi; Ascomycota; Eurotiomycetes; Eurotiales; Aspergillaceae.
AUGCUCUGGCACGACCCCUUGCGCAUCGCAGAGCUAGAGAGUCGUUUGGCGCAGUAUGAGAAGGCCGAAAAUGAGAAGCACACCUGCCAUCAAUCCGUCUCCGGAUUGAUUCAACCGUCUCAUGUACCGAGUCUGGCGGGAUUCCCAGAGACACCGGGCACGUCGGCGGGCACUUCGCAGCCUAUUGACCGCGGUUUCAUGGCCCAGCCUGCGGGGGAUGAAGCGUCGAUGUCAUCUGGUCAGUCUCUUCAAGCAGCUGUUUCAUCUUCACCACAAUCCGUCAUCGCGGCGGAUGCAUCCCUGAGCUCCAGCCAUACCUUCGGUUCUCGAGUGCAGGAUCUACUGGGCAACCCAGGGCCUUCCACUAACGAUAGAACACCCCCCUCAUCCGUAUCGGCAGGUAUGGCCGGGGUUCGUCGUGAGUCUGUUGCUCCCUGGAAUGUGCCCCAAUAUAGUGGCCCGGGGGACCUCGAACUUCCCAGCGAGGAGAAGGCAUAUCAACUGCUGAGCGUGGUCAACUUUUUCAUUGGCCAGACUCAACACCAUUUUGACGUGCGCGAUUUCUCCGAUCAUCUGGGCAUCUUCUACGCCGGGAGGAGGGACCCUUCCCAAGUGAGCAGCCUUUGGUAUCUGCAGAUGAUACUCGUGUUUUCUAUCGGGAAGCUUUUCAGCGGUGACUUUGACGAUGCUGGACUACCUGGCUCCGCGCUCUUCGAGUACGCCGAGAAGCUAAUCCCAAGCUUGAGCGAACUGUACUCAUAUGGAAGGACCGGUGUUGAGGUUCUUGGUUUGACUGCCGUGUAUCUCCAGAACGCAGGCCGGAAGGAGGAGGCGCAUAUCUACAUUAGUACAGCUCUGCGAAUCGCAGUGGCACGCGGCUUCCAUCGCUAUUCUAGGGUGAAACAUCUCUUGCGAUCCGAGAGAGUGCAUCUUAAUCGUCUGUGGUGGACAAUCUACAUGCAAGAGAAACGUCUUGCUGCAGCUACAGGAAACCCUUCCAGUAUCAACGACGAAGCGAUUGAACUGGACAUGCCAUCAGAUGCACUUGGCUUCUCACCCGCCGCACCUAUCUGUGUCAAUAUCCGGAUAGCACGGGUGACAGGCCGGAUUAUCAAAACUCUAUACGGGCGAGAUCUUCAACCAGAGGAAGCAUUCGUGCCCACCGUCCAAGCUAUCGUCAAAUCACUCCACGAAAUAUCUGCAGAGAUACCAUCAGAUUUGACUAGAAACAUGCCUAGCCUAACACCGAGUCUGUCCCUGAGAACUUCAGCUUAUCUCCACAUUAUGCUCUAUCAGGCCAUCCUCCUCACCAUCCGCCCGAUUCUGCUGCACGUCGCCCGACUCAUCCUGAGCAGAGACAACCAGAACUACGCAGACCUCAUCAACUCAUCCCUGGGAAGACUGUCCCGCACCUGCGCAGAAGCAGCAAGGAGACUACUAGAAGUAGUUAUCGUGCUAAGAAGAGAAGAUUUUCUCGCAAUAUUCGGUUUCUUCGACUUCGAUGCAACAUUCUCAACCGCCUUCAUCAUGAUCCUAACUGCAAUAUUCGAUUCCGCAUGCGCAGAAGAAACCCAAAAGAUCAACCCCUCCCCCGGCCUCAACGACGCUCUAGAAGUUCUCCAAUACCUUGCCGACCACGGCAACCACUUCGCCAUUGAACGACUCAAGGAAAUCGAAGCUGUCUGGUCUCAUUUACCUGUUCACCAUCAUCAUCAACCAAUGUCUGAGUCCGCCAUCUCAUCGGCUUCAUCAUCCGGGCCUUCGUCAACGUCACAAGAUCCUAGUUCCGGUUCCCUGACUGUGGAACAGCAGGGUGAUCAACCGACUUGCGUCAUAGGGGAUCGAGAUAAAGAUCGUCAACACCAAGCACAAAGACAUACAGACUUAGCCACCUACAGGCAAGACCAGCAAGGUAUCGUCGACGCAGACUUUUGGAACAGUAUCUCCCAUUUCUGGCUUCCGCAGAAUACCGACGCAGGAGGAGCAUACGCCCAUAUCAAUAGCAACAACGAGAACAACAAUGAGAUGCUUACUACGAGUCCGUCCAUCGAGAGUACCUAUAAUCACUAUCAGUCUUUAUACAGUAAUCUGGACUGGACGCCGACGGGCGAGGAUACGAUUGAUUUUGCUGAGUUGGGGAGGUACGUUUUGAAUAACAGGGCUUGAAAAGAGGCCUCCUGGCUUUGGUCUUGUUAUGUUGUUAUCUGGAGUAGUGGUGUUGGUUUCCUGGGCUCUUUCUGGGCUUUCUCUUUCGGGUUUUUAUACCCUAUUACGAGAUAUGAAGGGCGCUGGUCUUCCUUCCAUGGAUUCAAAUCGGUAAAUGUAAAAUAAUACUGGGAAAGGUAGAUAAGACCAGGGACACGACCUGCAGAUACUGCAGUUCCACAUCGACAGUACUAUUCAGUUUACUUCGUACGCAUUGAUAAUUCAUCCAUUCAUGCAUAUGAAUACAUGAAGUCGAUAAAAAUGCUGGAAGAAUAACUAACAAUAAAAAAGAACGUCAUCCCAGUCAUCCAUCAUCAAUCAUGAUCAUGAAUCGUCAACUGCUCAUCUUAAUAACUCUGAACCUCCUUUAGUAGUCACAAAUCGAGCAAAGCAUGAAGAUAAGAAGCAACAGGGAGAGACCACACACACACACACACACACACACAUACACAUAGAAAAAGGGCACUCAAACAGUAGCAUUAGCUACCCUCAUAAUGCUCAUAAUGCUCAUGUACUCAUCAACAAUCGCCCCAAUGUCGAAAAUACAAACACAAAAGGCCAAGCGAACCACGCUAUCCAGCCGCCUACAAGGGCGAGGAAGCCAGCUAUCCGACCUAAGAUCAUCAUGCAGAACCCGAAAGCGAUAAAAUAGACGAUAUAUUGACUAGAGCGGGCCAGAAACCUAAAUACCUCGCGACGGCUCGGUUUGGGCAAUUUGUCGAGAAAUUCUUUGAGCCCUUGCGCGGGAUUAGGCUUAGGCUUAGCCUCUUUGGCCGGUGAAUCAGCUGUCUUGGAGUUGGAGUCCUUGGAGUUGGAGCCCUUGGAGUUAGGGCCCUUGAUGCUUUUGGACGUAUUCGCACCUUUCGAUUUAUUGCUGGAUACGACGGCUGGAAUGAUUUUCACGGGCUGAGAUUCCGGAGCUUUGGGCUUGGGAGGGAAAAUGCGCUGAAAGAAUUGACGGGCACGCUCGGCUAGGGGAGCAUUAGGUUCACCGGAAGCUGCAGGUUUAUUUGGAGUCGUCGCCGCAGGCAAUGCAGGCAUGAUUUUUGGUAUUUGACCUUGCAUAAUCGGAACUCCAUUGGCAUACUGCAGUGGUAAUUGAUUACCCUGUUGCAAUGACAGUCCGUUGGCUGGCUGCAUGGGUAUCCCACUGACAUUCUGAACUGGUAUGCCAUUAAACUGCUGCACUGGCAAUCUAUUGGCCUGUUGUAUAGGUAUUCCACCGGCCUUCUGAGGCGGAACUACACUGAAUUGUUGCGGCUGUAGUUGCGGCUGUAGUUGCGGUUGUAGUUGUGGUUGUAGUUGUGGUUGUAGUUGUGGUUGUAGUUGCGGCUGUAAUUGCGGCUGGGACUGGGGCUGGGGCUGGGGCUGGGGCUGAGGUUGUGUUUGUGGUUGCGGUUGUGGUUGCAUCUUGUGCUCUUGCUGCACCGGCAAUGCGCCAAUCCGUUGCAUGGGAACUCCACCCAUAUGUUGAGGUGGUAUUCCAUUCAGCUGCUGCGGCUGUAUCCUCUGGUUUUGCUGCAUCGGUGCCGUGUUGACCUGACGAGGUAUCCCAUAGUUAUGCAGGUUGGGUAAUCCAGCACCAGGCAGAUUCGACAUGGGAUGGUUCAACCGACCUGGGGUAGCGUUAUCAAGAUGAGCCGACAUGCUAUUGCGCCUAGGAUUCAUCAUCUCGUCAACCGGCGGGUUUGCUGGUGCACGACUGAAGGGCCAAAAGCGGGAAACUCCAGCUGAAGAGGCGCCGUUUACUCCACUCCCUACACCGGCCUGCGUUCUAGUUUCGCGUGGAAGGGAAGGUGGCUGUGGCACAGGGGGAGGAGCCGGGGGAGGGAGUGCUUCUUCCUCGGAGAAAUCUUCAGAGUCUUCGUCAUAUCCGUCGGAUUCCUCAACUUCAUCGUCCAAAGGAACAUCGACUGGUAUCUGCGGAUGGUGACGAUACUCCGAUGGUGCCCGAGGAUCUCUCGCGUAUAGAUCAAGAUGGGAAAUACUUCGCCUUCUGGGUUCGACAACAGCAGGAUUUUGCGGCAACUUACGGUCCUCGUGCACGCUCCUGCCGGGGUGUUCUAUAGGCCACAUGUCGGUCUCUGGCAUAUGGGUGAACCCAUGCGUACUUCGCGGGCUUUCUGGACUCAUGCGUUCGCGUUCUGGAAGGGCUCGGAUCUUUGUGGCGGGAGGAUCGGACUUUGAAUCGCUUCUCGAAGAUGUGACGGACAUGGUGCUUGAUUUCCCUAGCGACACUUGCAUCGGAGGUCGUGACCCAAAUCGUAUGGAGAUCGUUUGAGGCUGGUUCCGAGAAUUCUCCUUCUUUUCGCUUACGGUUGAACGACGGGACCUGGGCAUGAUUACGCUUUUCCGAGAAUGACCUUUUGCCAUCGUCAGGGCGCCAUGUGUAGUAUGAGUGGUAGUGGGUGUGGUAGUGAAUGCAUUCCCGUCGUGACGUUUCUCUCGAGUAUGUACCAGGCUGUUCGAAUGCCGACUUGAUUGGGAGUGUUCCUUGUGCCGAGUCCGGCUCAUGGAAGGCUUCUUGACCACCCGUGGCAUCUGAUGGUCCGCCGUUUGGAGGUUGACUUUGGAUGACUGCUUCGGGUAUUGGGCAUGCUUCAAACUCCGAGAAAGGUGUCGCCAUUCGUCGUGAAGAUGCGCUCUCUCCUCCAUUUCCGGGGUCGAGUGCUGGGACGUUAUCUCCUCUUCUGACUCGUUCUCCGAGAUUGGGGAUGGCAGGUCGACGGAGUGUGGAUAAUGGCUGCCCGACGUAGGGAGCAACCGGAUGUUGUUGGGGUUCCCUUGCUCCCGGUGGUCUAUAUCCCCAUAGUCUAAAAAAGAGUCGUCCGAGUCUGAUUCGUGGAUCCGGUUGCUCGGCUCCAAGAGACGGUCUUCCCAGUGUCUGCCGGAUGAAUCGUUUCCCACGCGAUCAGAAUCGUGAUAUAGAAGGGAACGUUUAAGGGGCGAUGCAGGGGGCAGAGGAGGUGAAGGGGCUGGCGGUGGAUCGGGAGGAACGACUCGGGUCCUUCCGACAUUCGAUCUCAUACCAGACUCUCUAGAGGAAUGAGGUCGUCUAUUUCCCGGAGAUAUAGACCGCGGUGAAGCCUCAGGGUUGACUAAUGCAUUACCAUCGUGAUGAACUCUCCUCAGGCUUGGCUGCACGUUGGAAGCUUGCAGCUGAAAGUGCGCCGACUGGGGGGACUCUCUUCUCACUGGACGUUUGGCAACGGCAGAUUUUUUGCCUCGACCCCGUACAGCAUUCUGAGGCACUAACGCGGAUGAUAACGGUUCCUCCGAUUGAUCGCUGGAGAUUAUUGACGAGUCGCUCUCCUCAGAUGAUGCUGAAGAUGUGGCAUGACCAGCAUCUCGACGAAUGCACUGACCCCUUUUUGACCGCCACCCCUGCGGGCUCACGCCACGGCGAAUGGGCUCGUCCACACAGCUGUCUUCAGAUAUCUCAUCACUGGAGGAGGCACUGCUGCUGCUGGCGGUGCUGCUGGAGAUGCGACGAUUGGGAGCGCCAGUCCGAGGAUGGCGUGCGCUCCAUGUGAAAAGCUCAUGUCCGUCAGGAUGUUUUUCCUUGCCUGAACCUUUGGACGUCUGACGCCGGCGAGCACCUGGAGGAACUCUUCUGCGUGAAUGUCUCUGCUGAUCGCCAUCGCCGGACUCAUCAGACUCAUAUUUCUCCCGUCCUCUAUCAGCACGUCGAUGCUUCGCGUCUGUUGACGGCUCCCGAGACAGACGUGAUCUCACAUGCCGCAAGUUAUUUCGCGAUCUCGCAGUAGACAAACCGUUCUGGUGGCCUCUCUCCAUUUUGGUCAAGACCCUGGCCCCCGCGGGUCUCGUAGAUUUCGACUUCGCAGUAGCGUUGUUGCGGUGUGAGGUAGCAGAUUUCGACACACAAGGUUUGGCGUCUUGGUUCGCGAACCGUACCGAUGGCCUUUGCAAGCGGUGCUUAUGCUGCAGGUCCCUGGGGCAUGGAGUACUUGGUUCUGGGUUGGCAAUGCAACCGAUGAAAGCAUCGUGGUGGGCUGGAUGGGGAAUGUUGGCCCGACUUCUGUGCCCGGCG